ACUAAUACAUUGUUUCUAAGAGAAAAGGUAAAGGGAAAGUCAUCUUUUGCUUGCUGCUGCUGCUGCUGCUGCUCGGUUCUGAGAAUACAAAUACGAAGAAUACCAGUAGUCUGUUUCUGUCUAGUUUCUAUCUACUACUACUAGUACUACACUGCAUUAUACUAGUUCUCUCUCUAUAAUUUGUAGGUACACUUCACUUCUCACCUUUCCUCCCUCCCUCCUUCCCUCCCUCCCUCAACCUACUCUGCCUUGUAACCAAAUGAACCACCAGGAACAGUGACAAAACACGUUAGAAGCUACAAAGCAUAGACAUGAACACGGGACACGGAUACAACAUGUCAUGGACACGUCGACAUGGAAAAUUCCAAAAAAAUGGCAGAGCCCAGACCUGUGUACACAAUAGAUCAUGCACUUUCUACCAUGGGAUUUGGGAAAUUCCAAUGUCUUGUGCUUGCUUAUGCUGGGCUCGGUUGGGUUGCAGAGGCGAUGGAAGUAAUGAUUCUCUCUUUCAUUGGACCAGCAGUUAAGUAUGAGUGGUCACUCUCAUCUAGCGAGGAGAGCCUGAUAACCACAGUCGUUUUUGGUGGCAUGCUAGUGGGAGCAUACUCAUGGGGCCUUGUAUCAGAUAACUUUGGAAGGAGGAAGGGUCUUCUCAGUAUAGCUAUUGUAACCACUGGAGCUGGGUUUCUAAGUUCUUUUUCACCAAACUAUACAUCUUUGAUCAUUCUCCGUUGUUUGGUUGGCUUUGGUCUGGGUGGCGGUCCUGUGUACUUGUCUUGGUUUCUGGAGUUUGUUCCUACUCCAAAAAGAGGAACUUGGAUGGUAAUCUUUUCAUCCUUCUGGACACUUGGAACAGUUCUAGAGGCUUCACUUGCAUGGAUUAUCAUGCCAAGAUUAAAUUGGAGGUGGCUACUUGCGCUAUCAUCUGUACCAUCUUUUAUGGCACUUCUCUUUUACUUUCCUACACUAGAGUCUCCCAGGUAUCUAUGUAUGAAAGGUAGAACAACUGAUGCACACGAAAUCUUGGAGAAAAUAGCAAGACUCAACCAGAAAAGUCUCCCUUCUGGCACGCUUGUGUCUGACCAAAGUAUUGAACUGGACGAAGAAUUUGCUCCAUCAGAAGAUACCCAUUUACUCUGCUCAAAAGAAAAUAAAACCAAGGUUUUAAUAGCAGGCUUUUCUUCAGUACUUACGCUCUUGUCAUCACAAUUAAUUAGAACCACACUUAGCCUGUGGCUGCUGUUCUUUGGAAAUGCAUUUUCCUAUUAUGGCAUUAUAUUGCUGACCUCUGAGCUGAGCAGUGAGCAAAGUAAAUGUCAGUCAAUUUCUUUGCAUUCAGAAAAUUUUCAAGAUGCUAGUCUCUACGUGGAUGUAUUUAUCACUAGUUUGGCAGAGCUCCCCGGACUUGUUUUAUCUGCAAUUAUUGUCGACAGAAUUGGUCGCAAGCUUUCCAUGGCAAUUAUGUUCAUGUUAGGUUGCAUUUUCCUUCUACCACUGGCUUUUCAUCAGAAGGAGGUUUUAACCACAGGUUUAUUAUUCGGGGCACGAAUGUGCCUCAUGGGAACCAUUACAGUUGCCAAUAUUUAUGCCCCAGAGAUAUAUCCAACCUCUAUAAGAGCAACUGGGUAUGGAGUAGCAAGUGCUGUGGGAAGAAUUGGUGGCAUGAUAUGCCCUCUUGUAGCUGUUGGAUUGGUGUCUGGUUGUCAUCAAACGGCUGCGAUUCUUCUAUUUGAGGCUGUAAUGGUUGUUUCAGGAUUGUCUGUUAUGCUUCUCCCACUUGAAACGAAGGGAAGGGGAUUGACUGAUGUUGUUACUGUUACUGUUAUUGCCUCUGAUUGAAGUGAAGAAAUUGUAGUUGAGAUUACUCACUUUUAUGCACUUCUUAGAACCCUUUUUUUUCUUUUUUCCUCUACAACUUGUUAAUAAAAAUAAAAUAUUUGAAAAAGAUGCUGCUGAGGCGUAUAAUGCUGUGUACUCACCAAAGAGGUUUUGAACUGUCUAUGAAAGUCUAAAGAUGAUUGAAUCACAUCAACUUAGAGUUCCCAUGUAAAAAAA
Molecule: messenger RNA, 2055 nt
Organism: Camellia sinensis
Lineage: Eukaryota; Viridiplantae; Streptophyta; Magnoliopsida; Ericales; Theaceae
Source: RefSeq, a predicted model, not a curated record